Messenger RNA from Trachymyrmex cornetzi, 376 nucleotides. RefSeq lists its product as uncharacterized. Bases 68 to 376 code for a protein of 102 amino acids. The transcript is spliced from 2 exons. NCBI's taxonomy places the organism in Eukaryota, Metazoa, Arthropoda, Insecta, Hymenoptera, Formicidae. The record is from RefSeq and is a predicted model, not a curated record.
GAAAAUGCAGCAUGGAUGAAAUCUAGACGGACUUACCUUAGAGAUUGUUAUACAAAAGCAAAAAAAAAUGAAACGUUAUAUAUCCAGCGGAUCAGGUGCAGAAGCAGGACAAAAAAGUUCGUUUCGCUUUUAUGCAAGGAUGCAAUUUUUAGAAGAAGUAAUGCCAGUAACCCCUACCACGAGUUCUUUAUCACGCAACGUAACUUCUGAAGAAAAAAAUGAACUGAACGAAGUCAAUUUAAGUAUCCAAGAAUCCAGUAGUAUCAUAUAUUCUCCAAGUUGCAGCACGGCAAGCAUUCGUGAAAGAUCAGAUAGUUCGGACGAUUGGAAAUCAUCAUCAAGCGGAACAAAGAGUAGGUUAAUUUGGAAUAAUUAA